Messenger RNA from Rana temporaria (common frog), 1899 nucleotides. Its product is annotated as fatty acid-binding protein, heart-like. Bases 54 to 452 code for a protein of 132 amino acids. The transcript has 4 exons. Gene Ontology annotation, biological process: fatty acid transport. The record is from RefSeq and is a predicted model, not a curated record. Lineage: Eukaryota; Metazoa; Chordata; Amphibia; Anura; Ranidae. Gene Ontology annotation, cellular component: nucleus; cytosol. Gene Ontology annotation, molecular function: fatty acid binding.
GGCUGGGAGCAGUGCUCUGUUAAUCUCUGCAGUAGCAUUCAUUCUCUUUCAUCAUGGUUGAAAAAUUUGUGGGGACCUGGAGGCUGGUAGACAGCAAGUUUUUUGAUGACUAUAUGAAAGGGCUUGGUGUGGGUUUUGCCACCCGACAGAUUGCAAGUGUUACCAAACCCACAACUAUAAUCAGUUUGGAUGGGGAUUUUGUUGUGAUACAGACCCAGAGCACCUUUAAGAACACGGAAGUCAAGUUUAAACUCAAUGAGGAGUUUGAUGAAACUACAGCAGAUGACAGAAAAACAAAGUCUUUGGUAACUAUAGAAGACGGUAAACUGAAACAAGUUCAGAAAUGGGAUGGGAAAGAGACUACGCUAAUACGAGAAGUAAAUGAUGACAAACUUGUCCUGACUCUUACCCUGGGAGAUAUCGUCAGCACUCGUCACUAUGAAAAAGCCUAAGAAGCUACAUCACCCCAAGUUCAAUGUCGUCUACAAGAUGUCUUCUAACCGUUAAUUAUUUCACUACUUGUUUCCCCAAUUGCCAUCUGGGCUACAACAUCAGUAUUAUGAAUCCUUGAAAGUCUGAUGCACUGACUUAUUACUUGCUCUAAUUUUAUUUGUGCCGCAGUGCCAAAGAUGUCUGUUUUGCAGUUUUUGUAUUCUCAUAGCUGACUACUUUUGGGGGGGGGGAUGGGAUGCAACUCUCUAACACCACUAAACCCAUCACAAAGGGAAGAAUUCACACUUGUUAUACAGGGAUGAUCCUGUAGCAUCACAGUAUUUUGUAUGCCAUUCUCUUUUGCAUUUUAGAGGUGUUUAUUACCUGCCAUUAAUACAUGGUGGAAGCAGGAAAUGUGUGAACCCUGUUUAGUAAUCCUUUCUGUUGCUCAGCUUAGAAAAUGUAGUAUUCAAUUCACAUCUGCACUUUUUAGGUGUGGUUCAUUGAAUGCAUAUUUGCAUAUGUUGGCAUGUAACCUUUGGCAUGCACAUUAAUCGGGCACCAAGCAAGACUUGCUAAUGCACCAUGCCACCAAUGUUGAGGGGGUUGAAGCUGCAUUGAUGAGGCCCAAGUUUCAUUAGGCGAUUGCCUAUGUUUUCAUAUAUAGGAUUUAUACAAUGUUCCAAUCGGCUAUUCUCUCCUACAUUUUGUGUAUGUAUAUAGGAUUUGUACAAGAAGGCAAACAAUCAGUUGGCUAGCUCUCAUAAUCUAUAUUAAUAUUGUAAUUCACCUAAUCUGGCUGGGUUACUGUAUUCUGCACAGCACGUUGGCUCUCAGUGACUUGUCAAAUAAGCCCCUUAACACCAAAUAUUCCCAAAACUCCAACAUUCAGCAACAUUAUUUAGGGUUUGUGGCUGGGUACACUAGUCCAUGAAACUUGAAACUUUUUAAUAAUACUAUAAGAAGUGUUUGGAUUAUUACUUUGAUUCGUCUAAACAGUAUUUACUUUAAAAAAAGUAAAAGCCGAUAACUUUGUAUUAUAAAAAUGUAGCAGGCUGUGUACUGUACUAAACACACCAACAUAAGUGUUAAAAUAUUCUAUGUGCAUAUGUUUGUUGGCUACUACAGUGUUCAUACUCCUAAUUGGGCUAACUCUUGGUAAAUACAAAAAUAUUAAAUGUAUACAAUUCUUUAAAACUUGUGCAUACAACAUGGCUAAAUGCUUCAAAAACUUGAGUGCCCUCAUAUCUUCUACUGGCUAAUUAAACCAUUCCUAUAGAUUGUUUAGAGUCAGAGGUAGCAAGCACUGAAACUUAGUUUAUGGUUUCCUUGGUGGCCAUAUUGUAAAGAGACCUGCAAACACUUCUGUCAAUGUUCAUUAUUGAUUUGUCAAAACUAUUGUAUUCCUACACUGAAUGUAGACAAAGGAAUUCCAUGCCAAAUAAACUUCUGUUUUGCUAAACAAGA